AUGGCUCAAGUCCUUGUUGUCUACCCUUCGGGUCCUUCGUUUGACAUGGACUACUACCUAAAGACACACAUGCCUCUCGUCGCAUCCAAGUGGGGUCCUUUGGGUCUCAAGAACUACAAGAUCCUGAACUUCCAGGAGGGUGCCCCCUACCAAGUUCAAGCCACUCUCGAGUGGGAGAGCGUCGAGGUCUUUGACAAGGCUGCCGCAAACGAGGUUGCCAAGGAGAUCUUUGGGGACAUCAAGAACUUCUACAACGGAGAGCCAAUGCUACUCAAGGGCCCUGUUGUUGCUCACGAAAGCGUUUCAUCUUCGUAA
Fusarium pseudograminearum CS3096 is the source of this 315-nucleotide messenger RNA. RefSeq lists its product as uncharacterized. NCBI's taxonomy places the organism in Eukaryota, Fungi, Ascomycota, Sordariomycetes, Hypocreales, Nectriaceae. Bases 1 to 315 code for a protein of 104 amino acids. The transcript has 2 exons. The record is from RefSeq and is a predicted model, not a curated record. Gene Ontology annotation, molecular function: oxidoreductase activity.